Humulus lupulus (European hop) is the source of this 2216-nucleotide messenger RNA. Its product is annotated as ceramide kinase. The coding region runs from base 124 to 1968 and encodes 614 amino acids. Lineage: Eukaryota; Viridiplantae; Streptophyta; Magnoliopsida; Rosales; Cannabaceae. Gene Ontology annotation, molecular function: kinase activity. The record is from RefSeq and is a predicted model, not a curated record. The transcript has 13 exons.
UAUUGGAUGGGUCAUGCCAUGUGAUAACUCAAAAUCAAAUUUUGACCCAAACCCCAUUUACAGCAUCCUUUAAUUCAGAUUUCAGAGUGAUGCUGAAUAGAAAUUUGGGUUUGGAUUUGAGAGAUGGAACAUGACGGUGACGGAGAUGGCUGUAGUAGUAGUAGACCAAUUGACAAAUCGCAGCAGCCACAUGAACAUGAUGCGUUUGUUGAUGAAGCGUCGUCUCUGAGCUCGACCCUCUUGUUGGAUCAUGUUGGGGAAGUCAUUCUUACCUUUAAUUCAGAUGGGUUGUCUUGGAAACUCGUUGAAUCAUCAGAUGAUUAUAAUGAGACAACUUGUUUGGGUAUCACAUUGGGUUCAAAGUUUGCAACUGAGUCUAAGUUCUGUGAUGUAUAUGCUGCUGAGUUUAUCAAUUAUGGUAUUGUUCAUGGAGCAAGUAUUUUGGUUCAGAACUCUGAGAUGUACCGCUUUACAGUGCAUGGUUUUGAAAGGUCAAAGACUCAGCCUUCUGUAUGGGCCCUAGCUGUUUAUACGUUUGGUCACAAGGAUAUGCAAAUAUGUCAAAUGUGGGCGAAUCAAAUCAAUGAUACUAUAAAACUGGAAGUAGAGAGGCCAAAGAAUCUUAUGGUUUUCAUUCAUCCAAGGAGUGGAAAGGGAAAUGGCUGCAAAAUCUGGGAAAUGGUGGCUCCUAUAUUCUCACGUGCUAAAGUGAAAACAAAGGUGAUUGUGACACAAAGGGCAGGGCAGGCGUUUGAUGUGGUGCAAUCUACUUCGAACAAUGAACUGAAUUUAUAUGAUGGAGUUGUUACUGUUGGUGGUGAUGGUUUCUUCAAUGAAAUUCUCAACGGGUUCCUUAAAUCUAGACAUAAAGCCCCAUUCCCACCAGCUCCUUCAGAUUUUUCUCAUUCUAUUGGAGAUUUUGGUAGUUCUGGUGUUAAUGAACUAAAUGAGACAGUUGCUGAACCUUCUCAGAAUGAAGACCAGUUUCCUCUUCUUCCAAGUUCAAAACAUAAUGGAAGUCAAGAUGCAUCAUGCAGCGCAGACCAAGAUCCUGAUUUGCUCCUCCCAAAUGAACGAUUUAGAUUUGGAAUAAUUCCUGCAGGUUCAACUGAUGCCAUUGUGAUGUGUACUACUGGAGUUCGAGAUCCUAUUACAUCUGCAUUACAGAUUGUGCUGGGUAAAAGGGUGUGCCUGGAUAUUGCCCAAGUUGUGAGGUGGAAAUUAACGUCUGCGUCAAAGGUUGAACCUUAUGUACGCUAUGCGGCUUCUUUUGCUGGGUAUGGGUUUUAUGGAGAUGUCAUUACAGAGAGUGAAAAGCUUCGCUGGAUGGGCCCCAAACGUUAUGAUUAUGCCGGAACAAAGGUGUUUUUAAGGCAUAGGUCAUAUCAGGCUGAAAUAGCAUACCUGGAAGUCAAAUGUGAAGAAACAAAUUUGUCUGAUUCUGAAAGCAGUAAUCUGGUCAGUCCUGUAAAAGAAUCUGGUAGCCCAAGUGUAUCCGAAAGAGUGAUUUGCCGUGUAAACUGCAAAGUCUGUAAAACAAAAUCGAUUUGUGGGAACAGGGUUGGUUGCCGCUCGACACCCUACUCACAUCCAAGAGAAACAAGAUGGCGGAAAUCCAAAGGGCGUUAUAUUAGUGUUGGUGCUGCCAUAAUCUCGAAUCGAAAUGAAAGAGCGCCAGAUGGUCUAGUGGCUGAUGCACACCUUGCGGAUGGUUUCUUACAUCUCAUAUUGAUUAAAGACUGUCCUCAUGCUUAUUAUCUCUGGCAUCUUACCCAACUUGCAAGAAAAGGUGGAAAGCCGCUGAAUUUUAAGUUUGUCGAGCAUCACAAGACUCCUGCAUUUACAUUUACUUCUUUCGGCAAUGAGAGUGUGUGGAAUUUGGACGGCGAACGCCUUCAAGCACACCAACUAUCAGCGCAAGUAUUUCAGGGUCUUGUUAGCUUGUUUGCAACUGGUCCUGAAGUAUAACAGGGGAACCUUCUUCAAUUGAAAUGUCACAGAGGAGUUGAAAUGUUAGUUUUGUUAUCAAAUCGGGAUAACCUUGUUGUUAAGAAUCUCAUGAAUUUAUUUAUUCUUUCCUUGCCCCAAGGUCGGGGUUGGUACACAAUGCCACACUUCUAUUAUUUAUAGGAGAUAAAGAUCGUUUCUCCUGCUGCUAUCUUGAGGCCUUUGGUAGAGUUUUCACUGAAAUACAAAAUUAUAUAUUAUGUUUUAUA